This is a messenger RNA of Gadus chalcogrammus (walleye pollock), 4772 nucleotides long. It is a transcript of the gene ube4b, whose product is annotated as ubiquitination factor E4B, UFD2 homolog (S. cerevisiae). Lineage: Eukaryota; Metazoa; Chordata; Actinopteri; Gadiformes; Gadidae. Gene Ontology annotation, biological process: protein polyubiquitination. Gene Ontology annotation, cellular component: nucleus; cytoplasm; ubiquitin ligase complex. Gene Ontology annotation, molecular function: ubiquitin-ubiquitin ligase activity. Bases 310 to 4449 code for a protein of 1379 amino acids. The record is from RefSeq and is a predicted model, not a curated record. The transcript is spliced from 30 exons.
CACGUGACACACCAAACCAAAAUGGCCGCUCCUGUAUUUUGACGUAUAACAGCUAGCUAGUAGCCACUUUUCUAUUUGUUUCAUUCUUAGCGGAAUACCCUUGAACAAAAUAUAUUUUGGGUAAACCGCCUCUACCCAUCUACAUAGCCUCGGUUUUAUAACUUUUACCUUAAAGACAAUCCAGACUGACACUUCUUUGUUUAACGAGUGACUAUGCUGUGGUUGUAGAAGCGGCUAGCUUCUAGCUGGCUCUGGCUGGCACAUAUAGACGGCUCAGAGAAUAUAAAGAACACACUUCACAAAGGAACCAUGGAGGAGCUCAGUGCCGAUGAGAUCCGCAGAAGGCGCCUGGCCAGACUGGCAGGAGGACCGACCUCUCAGCCUAGCACCCCUCUCAGCACACCCCUGACCUCCCCACAAAGAGAGACCCCGCCGGGGCCCCUACCUGGACCCUCAGGAGCCACAUCCCAGCCCCUGCCCCCGGCCGCCUCUCAGGCCCUGGGGCUCAAUGUCCACAGUGGGACCCCGGCCACAUCCCCCAUGGGGGCCUCUGGGGUUGUCUAUGGGAGUCAGAGCAGUGAAGGAGUGAGUUCUCUCUCCAGCUCCCCCUCCAACAGCCUGGAGACUCAGUCCCAAAGCCUGUCCCGUUCCCAGAGCAUGGACAUCGACACCGCCUCCUGUGAAAAGAGCAUGUCCCAGGUGGAUGUGGACUCGGGCAUCGAGAACAUGGAGGUGGACGAGAGCGACCGCAGGGAGAAGAGGACCCUGGCUGAGAAGGAGUCCUCGGCCAACUCAGAUGUCUCUGAAGAGCAGGCUCUGCAGCUCAUCUGUAGGAUCCUCCGCGUGUCCUGGAAGGAGCCGGACCGCGACGUCAUCUAUCUCCCCUCGCUGGCCGCCGAGUUCCACCAGAGCCCUAAAGACGUGUACUCUGACUUCAAGGACCUGAUUGGCCAGAUCCUGAUGGAGGCGCUCCUGAUGUCCAGCCAGUCCCGCGUCCCCAACCCCUUCUCCAGCCUGACGGCCACCUCCCAGCCCAUCGCCGCCGCCAAGUCCCCCGACCGCCGGCUGACCCUGGUGCCCCCCCCCAGCCAGGGCAGCAGUCCCAUGGCCCCCUGCGCGGGCUCCUUCGGCGCCAGCUCUCUGUCCAGUCUGUACGGGUGCAGCCCCCACCCCGGUACCCUGAACCCAGCCAGGAUGCCCCCCCCCCCCGUCACCAGCCCCUCCUCCCCCGCCGUCCCGGCCACCCCCCCUGGCCUGCACUUCAUCGUGCCCCCGAGCCCCCCGGCCCCCGCCCGGCUCACUCUGAGCCCCCCCAGCGCCCCCCUCCCCGUCUCCCAGCGGUACCGGCCCUACUCGGUCACCUCCCCCUGGGCGGUGCCCGCCCCGCCCAGCCCCGGCUUCAGGCGCGCCCCCCCGCCCCCCCCCGGGGCCCCCCCCAGCCCCUUAGGCCUCACCGUGCCCCCCGGCCCCCCGGCCCCGCCCAAUCCCAUUCCCACCCCUUACCCCUCCCCCUUACCCCUCCCCCUUACCCCUCCCUCUUACCCCUCCCCCUUACCCCUCCCCCUUACCCCCAUCGCUCCUCUUCCUCCCCCUCUGUCCUGUCCUGCUCCUCUUCCUCCUCUGCUCUCGGGCAGCCCCCUCUCCUUCCUCUUCUUUGCACUUUCUGACAUGUCUCGGGACAGCAGUGACGAAGAGUCUGAGGAAGAGGAGGAUUUUACACAGGUCCAAUUUGGGUCCAGUGCGGGGGCGUCAGGAGGGGGCGGCGAGGCAGCCAGCGACCGCUUCACCAUCGAAGUGUGCAAGGAGACGGAGAUGCUGAACUACCUCAUCGAGCGCUUUGACAAUGUGGGCAUAGAAGAGAAGAAGGCGCCCAAGAUAUGCAGCCAUCCCAGCGUCAGCCAGCUGAUGAGCAACAUACGCUCACAAUGUAUUUCUCACGCCACCCUGGUACUGCAAGGCUCCCUGACCCAGCCCAGGAGUCCCCUGCAGGAGUCCCUUCUGGUCCCCUACAUGCUGUGCCGGAACCUUCCGUACGGGUUCCUCCAGGAGCUGGUGCGCAUGACCCACCAGGAGGAGGGCGUCUUCAGACAGAUAUUUAUCCCCAUCCUACAUGGGCUGGCCCUGGCAGUCAAAGAGUGCUCUUUUGACAGCGACAACUUCAAGUUCCCCCUCAUGGCAUUAGCUGAGCUCUGUGAAAUCAAGUUUGGAAAGACUCAUCCUGUGUGCAAUUUGAUGACGUCUCUGCCCCUGUGGUGCCCCACCCCCCUGAGCCCGGGCUGUGGCAGGGAGCUCCAGAGACUGUCCUACAUCGGGACCUUCUUCAGCCUGUCGGUCUUCGCCGAGGACGACUCCAAAGUGGGGGACAAGUACUUCUCUGGGCCGGCCAUCACCAUGGAGAACACCCGGGUGGUCAGCCAGUCCCUCCAGCACUACCUGGAGUCGGCCCGGGGCGACCUGUUCAAGAUCCUCCACAACAUCCUGUUGAACGGAGAGACCCGGGAGUCGGCCCUCAACUACAUGGCAGCUCUGGUCAAAUCGAAUGUGAAGAAGGCUCAGAUGCAGACGGACGACAAGCUGGUGUCCACGGACGGCCUGAUGCUGAACUUCCUGUGGGUGGUGCAGCAGCUGAGCAUGAAGAUCAAGCUGGAGACGGUGGACCCCUUCUACAUCUUCCACCCGCGCUGCCGGCUGGUGGUCUGCCCCGAGGAGACGCGCCUCAAGGCCACCAUGGAGGAGCUCAAGAGCUGGCUGGCCGGCCUGAAAGACGACCCCUCUGCGUUCUCUGAGCCCAAGUUCCCCACGGAGUGCUUCUUCCUGACGCUGCACGCCCACCACCUCUCCAUCCUGCCCGCCUGCCGCCGCUACAUCCGACGCCUCAGGGCCAUCCGGGAGCUCAACAGGACGGUGGAGGAGCUGAAGAACAGCGAGAGCCAAUGGAAGGACUCUCCUCUGGCCAGUAGACACAGAGAGAUGCUGAAGAGGUGCAAAACACAGCUCAAGAAACUGGUGCGGGCCAAGGCCUGUGCGGACGCCGGCCUCCUGGACGAGAACCUGCUGCGUCGAUGCCUCCAGUUCUACAGCACCGUCAUCCAGCUCAUCCUGCGCAUGGUGGACCCUGCUUACCCCCACAUGAGCCUGCCGCUGAACCCAGACAUCCCCAAGAGCUUCGCCGCGCUGCCGGAGUUCUACAUCGAAGACGUGGCCGAGUUCCUGCUCUUCGUCGUGCAGUAUUCUCCCCAGGUGCUGUACGAGCCCUGUGUGCAGGACGUGGUCACCUUCCUGGUGGUGUUCAUCUGCAGCCAGAACUACAUCAGGAACCCCUACCUGAUCGCCAAGCUGGUGGAGGUUCUGUUCGUCACCAACCCGGCCGUUCAGCCGCGCACGCAGCGCUUCUUCGAGAUGAUGGAGAGCCACCCGCUGGCCGUCAAGCAGCUGGUGCCCGCCCUCAUGAAGUUCUACACCGAUGUGGAGCACACGGGCGCCACCAGCGAGUUCUACGACAAGUUCACCAUCCGCUACCACAUCAGCACCAUCUUCAAGAGCCUGUGGCAGAACGCCGGCCACCACGGGACCUUCCUGGAGGAGUUCAACUCCGGGAAGCAGUUUGUGCGCUACAUCAACAUGCUGAUAAACGACACCACCUUCCUGCUGGACGAGAGCCUGGAGUCCCUGAAGCGCAUCCACGAGGUGCAGGAGGAGAUGAAGAACAAGGAGCAGUGGGACCAGCUGCCCCGGGAGCAGCAGCAGACCCGGCAGUCCCAGCUGACGCAGGACGAGAGGGUCUCCCGCUCCUACCUGGCCCUGGCCACCGAGACCGUGGACAUGUUCCACAUCCUCACCAAGCAGGUCCAGAAGCCCUUCCUCAGGCCUGAGCUGGGCCCCCGUCUCGCCGCCAUGCUCAACUUCAACCUGCAGCAGCUCUGCGGGCCCAAGUGCCGAGACCUGAAGGUGGAGAACCCAGAGAAGUACGGCUUCGAGCCCAAGAAGCUGCUCGACCAGCUCACCGACAUCUACCUGCAGCUCGACUGCGCUCGCUUCGCCAAGGCCAUCGCUGACGACCAGCGCUCGUACAGCCGCGAGCUCUUCGAGGAGGUCAUCUCCAAGAUGAAGAAGGCGGGCAUCAAGUCCACCAUCGCCAUCGAGAAGUUCAAGCUGCUGUCGGAGAAGGUGGAGGAGAUAGUGGCCAAGAACUCCCAGUCGGAGAUGGACUACAGCGACGCUCCGGACGAGUUCAAAGACCCUCUGAUGGACACCUUGAUGAGCGACCCGGUGAUCCUGCCCUCUGGGAACGUCAUGGACCGCUCCGUCAUCCUGCGCCACCUCCUCAACUCGCCCACCGACCCCUUCAACCGCCAGCCGCUCACCGAGAGCAUGCUGGAGUCAGUCCCAGAGCUGAAGGAGCGCAUCCAGGCCUGGAUGAGGGAGAAGCAGGGAGGCCGUCUGCUCUAGGAACCUCCUGCAACCAUUUCCCUGUCAAUCAGCCCCCCGCCUCCCCCCCCCCCCCCCCACACACAGACGCACACAAACGCUGCUCGCCCGGCGAACCACCGCCAAGGGGACGUCAUCCGACUGAAGUCAGAGUCACCACUGUAACCACAGCAACGACAACAAAACAUUCUGGACAUUAAAAAAAAGUUUUUUGAUUUUACCCGCAUUCUUUUUUUUUUCUUUAUCUUAUUUUUGUUGUCUCAGACCCUUGUUUGAAGGUCCUCAAAAAUAACAAAGCAUAAUAAAGUUACAACUUUUGAAAGGGUUUCUGUUUGGGCCUUUUG